GUCUCACAAAGCUUGCGGGAAUUGGCUUUCUGUUCUCGCUAUCUCGCGGUUUGUAAGUCUCUAUUUUUAUCUGUCCUUUUCGAUUCCCGAACCAGCGAUCACCGACUUUAUCUCUCAAUACCUCGUUUUAUUUUUUAACCUCUCAAUUGGUAAGCCCUACCAACUCUCAAUUCUCUUAAUUUUCCCGUUCGAGAAAAUCCAUGUAUCGCUUAAUUUUUCACUAAUAUUUAUAGGGUUUUCCCUCUUCAUCUUUUGCUUUAAUUUCCACAAUUAUUGCCGAAAACUUUCGAGCUACAUAGGGGAAGUCGGGGAUAUUAUAGCUUUUGGUUCGGUUCUUUUUGAGUUUGUUUACUGCUUUUGUUUUAAGCUUAAUUUCGUUCUGAUUAUUUCCCCAGAAUCUGGGGUUUGAAAUUUUCUCGCCCCUUUUAAAUUUGGGCCCGAACGUGGUUUCUCAAGGGUUUAGGGUUUAUAUGUGAACAAAUUAGCUGGAAUUUCUUGAAUUGGGAGGCUUUCGGGUUUUAGAAAAUUAUACAUGGAUGCUGGGAGACAUGGGGGUUGUACUGAUUAUGAGUUUAGAGACAGAGACUCUGAUUUUGAGGCGACGAGGCAGGAAUUUGCUAAUUAUGAAGACUACGAGUUAUCUAGCGAAGGCGGCCGUGAAAUUGCAAGAGGUAGAGAUAGAGCUAAGGUUAGACUAAAGGAUAUUAAGGAGAGAGAAGUGGUAAAAGGUGGGUAUCGUUCCUCUUCGAGUAGUAGUGAUUCUGGUGGUAGUAGCGACGGCGGUAUUCAUGGCCUCAGGCAACAGAAGUUAUCUCAUAGGGUGGUAGAUAAGGAGCCUGGUGAGUUGUCCAGUGACAGUGGAUCAGAGGAUGCCAUUGAGUCUGAUUCAGUAGUUAAAGAUAGUGAGGUUGCGAAGGUAAUGGGGAAUGGGGCUCCGUCUCAUGUGGGAAGAAAGAGGAAGUUUUCUCCUAUAGUGUGGGAUAGAAGUGAUAAGGAUUUAAGUAUGUCCAAAAGUGGGAAUUCCCCUGCAGUUACAGUUGUUCGUCAUCCGCCACCGCACCCAAAAGCUUACCCCAGGUCACCUAAUGACAUCUCUGGUGGGACUGUACAUUUAUCUGGUGUUAUAGAAAGUAAAAGCGAGAAAUCACAUUCUCCUUCACCAGUUGCAGCUGAUGAAGCUGUUGGAUACUCUGCACUGCUGUCUCCUGAGCAUUUGGAAUUUUCACCACCAAAAGAGCAUGUUAAUUAUCAGGAUGCUUGGCAUCUAGAAGAUGAAGAUUACGUACCUGCUCGACAUCUAUCUUCCUCAAGAUGGGCAGCAGGUGGUAGCUCUCCAGGUGAUGAGGGAGAAAUUUUAGAAGAUGAGGAAAUGCCUAAGAAGAGAAAGAAAUUGCCUCUUUUAGAAUUAUCUCAUAACAGAUUACGGAAUAGGUCAGCCACUCCAGAGCUUGCAGAACUGAAGAUGGAGGGGUCUGAGGGAAUUAGAGCCAGAUCAUCUGAAUCUGAUGAACGGCAUUACAAGCCAGGAAUUGGGGAUGAUUACCCUGGGAAUGAUUCAGAGAAGGAUGACUUCAUGGAAGUUGACAUUAAACGUGAUAGAAAUGACAGCAGUCUUAGCCAGUCUGAUGCAGAUUCAGAGAAUGAGAAUAAUUCACAUGGGACACCACCAGAACAUCCAACACUUCCUUUAAGAAGUGUAAACAUGCUUCAGGGAUGUAGAUGUGUUGAUGAGUUCGAGAGGCUAAACAAGAUAGAUGAAGGUACUUAUGGUGUUGUAUUUAGAGCUAAGGACAAGAAAACUGGGGAAAUUGUGGCGUUGAAGAAGGUAAAGAUGGAGAAAGAAAGAGAAGGUUUUCCUUUGACCUCCCUGAGGGAAAUAAAUAUUCUUCUUUCAUCUCAUCACCCAUCAAUUGUAGAUGUUAAAGAAGUAGUUGUAGGGAGUAGCCUUGAUAGUAUUUUUAUGGUGAUGGAAUACAUGGAACAUGAUCUCAAAGCGCUGAUGGAGACAAUGAAACAACCGUUCAGCCAAAGUGAGGUUAAAUGCCUGAUGCUUCAGCUGCUGGAGGGUGUCAAGUAUCUUCAUGAUAACUGGGUUCUUCAUCGUGAUUUGAAGACAUCAAAUCUGCUUUUAAAUAACCAAGGUGAUUUGAAGAUUUGUGAUUUUGGAUUGGCUCGUCAAUAUGGAAGCCCAUUAAAACCAUAUACUCAUUUGGUUGUUACACUUUGGUACAGGGCACCUGAACUUCUUUUGGGAGCAAGACAAUAUUUCACUGCGAUUGACAUGUGGUCUUUGGGUUGUAUUAUGGCUGAACUACUAUCAAAAGAACCUCUUUUCAAUGGGAAAACUGAAUUUGAUCAACUUUACAAGAUUUUCAGAACCCUUGGCACACCAAAUGAGACAAUAUGGCCUGGUUUUUCCAAGUUACCUGGAGUCAAGGUCAAUUUUGUCAACCAUCAGUAUAACCUAUUGCGCAAGAAAUUUCCACCAACAUCGUUCACUGGAACGCCUGUACUCUCUGAUGCAGGAUUUGACUUGUUGAAUAAACUUCUUACUUAUGAUCCUGAGAAGCGGAUUACAGCUGAAGCUGCUCUUAACCAUGAAUGGUUUUUUGAAGUUCCUCUUCCGAAGACGAAAGCUUUCAUGCCCACUUUCCCGGCUCAACAUGCUGGUGACAGGCGCAUGAGAAGAAUGCUGAAGAGUCCAGAUCCUUUGGAAGAGCAACGUAGAAAGGAGUUGCAGCAAGGGGAAUUGGGGACUGGUGGUGUGUUUGGCUGAGAGAUAGUUCAUCCACCUGUGCCAUGUCACUUUCAUGUGUUAGUUUUUCUCGUUAUUGUUAGAUGUCCACGAUUGAGCAGGGACUGUCAUGAUCUGGCUGGAGAGAAGUGUUUUCCUCUUCAUGUGAACCAGAUGUUUGCAAUUAGUUUUCCAGCUUUAAUCUUCAUAUAGAACUACAUCUACACGGUUGGUAUCGCAAGGUGUGGCAUAUCAGCAUCUCUUUUUUAUAAAUCAAUUUCAGCUGAAACUUGUGUAACAUAUAUUUAAUUGGAACAGUGAUGUAAACUCUCGUUAUAGCUAGUUUUCAAUAUUAAAAUAAUAUGGAUUUCUUCCAUCUCAGUCCAAUGUUUUAAUAUUGACAUUGUGUUUGCAAGAGGUGGUUGGUGUGGAGGGGACAUUCUUCGCUUUUCAUUGACAAAGAAAUCGGUAGUAACCAUUGUACACAAAAGUCUCAAUGCUGGCAGGUUGAGGAGAUUACCUUCAUAUUGUGGAUUUUAUGUAAGUUCCAGUUGUUUCUUCAGGCACAGUAGAGGUACCAUACAAACUUUGGACUGUUACCGUAUCAUAGAUUAGCUUUUUCACUUUAAUAAUAUUUAUAUCUUCUAUCAACUUGUUCACAUUUAUAUUUCUAUCUUUUCUCGUAUACUAGGAGUUUUCAUUGUUUUAUGAUAUCAGUAAAUGCAUUCCAUCCUAUGUAAUCGUAACGAAAUGCAUU
Molecule: messenger RNA, 3491 nt
Organism: Hibiscus syriacus
Lineage: Eukaryota; Viridiplantae; Streptophyta; Magnoliopsida; Malvales; Malvaceae
Product: cyclin-dependent kinase G-2-like
Exons: 8
Coding region: 533-2776 (747 amino acids)
Biological process (GO): protein phosphorylation; regulation of mitotic cell cycle
Cellular component (GO): nucleus
Molecular function (GO): cyclin-dependent protein serine/threonine kinase activity; ATP binding
Source: RefSeq, a predicted model, not a curated record